ACCGAAACGACGCGACUUCCGAGUCUUACCGCCUCAACGAAUACCAAACUUUUCAACCAAACCCAACCAAACCAUCAAAAUGACUGGAGGCGGCAAGUCCGGCGGCAAGGCUAGCGGUUCCAAGAACGCGCAAUCCCGCUCUUCCAAGGCUGGUCUCGCUUUCCCCGUCGGUCGUGUCCAUCGUCUCCUCCGCAAGGGCAACUACGCCCAGCGUGUUGGUGCCGGCGCUCCCGUCUACCUCGCUGCCGUUCUCGAGUACCUCGCUGCCGAAAUUCUUGAGCUUGCCGGCAACGCUGCUCGCGACAACAAGAAGACUCGUAUCAUUCCCCGUCACCUUCAGCUCGCCAUCCGCAACGAUGAGGAGUUGAACAAGCUUCUUGGCCACGUCACCAUCGCCCAGGGUGGUGUUCUCCCCAACAUUCACCAAAAUCUCCUUCCCAAGAAGACCGGCAAGACUGGCAAGAACGCGAGUCAAGAACUUUAAAGCCGGAGCUUAGUUUAAUUUCUGUUUUCUCUUCCCUUUUUUCUGGUUGGCACGUUGGGUUCAUGAAAUUGGGGUUCACGGUCUAGGGUCAACGGUUGCUUUUCAUGUUUGGGCUGUACAUUAUCCCCGUCAACGGCGAUGGGUCAUGAAUGAGAAUACCUUUUGAGCAUCAAUCAAAAGU
Molecule: messenger RNA, 665 nt
Organism: Neurospora tetraspora
Lineage: Eukaryota; Fungi; Ascomycota; Sordariomycetes; Sordariales; Sordariaceae
Product: histone-fold-containing protein
Exons: 3
Coding region: 80-484 (134 amino acids)
Biological process (GO): heterochromatin formation
Cellular component (GO): chromatin; nucleosome
Molecular function (GO): structural constituent of chromatin; protein heterodimerization activity; DNA binding
Source: RefSeq, a predicted model, not a curated record